Molecule: messenger RNA, 955 nt
Organism: Epinephelus lanceolatus (giant grouper)
Lineage: Eukaryota; Metazoa; Chordata; Actinopteri; Perciformes; Serranidae
Gene: rsph9
Product: radial spoke head component 9
Biological process (GO): motile cilium assembly; axoneme assembly; cilium movement involved in cell motility
Cellular component (GO): radial spoke; axoneme
Source: RefSeq, a predicted model, not a curated record
AUGGACUCAGACUCGUUAUAUUACUCUCUGGAGCUCGUUGGCGGCAGCGGAAACACUUUAAACGUCGAGCAGAGAACCGCGCUGCAGACUUCCUUAGUGCUCCUGAAGAAAAACUACAAGUUCCAUCGAGUCUUGUUCUGGGGCAAAAUACUGGGGUUAAAGGAGGAUUAUUUUAUCGCUCAGGGGAGAGGAGAGGAUGAAAUGCAGGAUAGAAAGAACCUCUACAGCUUCAACUGCAUGGACUGGUUCCUGCUCCCUCCUGCCACAGACUCUAUGAUGGAGGAGGUGUCCAAGGCUGCAAAGUGUCGCUUCACAGGAGACCCCUCACAUGUGUAUGAGCAUCGUGACAUCCUCAGGCAAGGAGAGAAAGAUGAAGAGGAGGUGGUGACCAAAGUCAAUGAGGAGAGCAGACUAGCAGUAACAGUUCAUCACAUCGAUGACGAAGUGUCUGUGAUACCACGCGGCGCCUUCAUCAGGAGUCCUCACGGCCUCGUCCAGAUCAACCGCAGCUUCGGUGGUCUGUCUCACUCAGAAGCAGGGAAGCUUGACAACUUCCUUCACUUCAGCCAAGCAAAGAAUCCAAAGAAGAAAUCCAUCCUGGAAAUGGGUGAUUUGAACCCAGCCGUCGACUUCCUGGAUGUACUGAGUGAUGAUAUUCCUAAAGGAUCCUGGAGCCUUCAGUUUGAAUAUGCCAGCAAAGUGUGCGUGCUUCGCAGCCUGUUGUGGCUUGGCCUGACCUUCUACCACGUGCCAAUGACGCCACAGCACGGUUACAUCUACAUCGGUGAUGGGACCAAGAAUUUGGACCUUCCCUUCAUGAUAUAAAAGGACAUCUUACACUUAUUUCAAGCUAUGAAAUUCUCAUAUCUAUGUUCACAUCAACCCUUAAAAUGUACUCUGUGUAACAUAUUGCAGGAUUUUUGUUUAUGUUGUCUUAUAACAAAUAAACUAAAGA